UAGACACCACGAAAUAAGGAAUCUCGAAAUCGGAUUUCAUUUCUCAUUUCACCGUCUCCGAGGAAACGACGACGGAGAUGGAGGAGCAGAACGACGCCGUUAGCCGCGGCGAGAGCAGUUUGUUCGAUGGAUCUGCUCACUGGUGGUGGGCGAUGGGAAGCGGAGCUCAGAUCAUGUGGGGAGUGAGAUGUAUUCGGAGAGGUUACGCCGGCGAUAACCGUUUGAUGCCGGUCAAAGCCUUCGGAAUCGCAUCACUCUUCGUCGGCGCGAUAGCCACCACCUCCGUCGCGUUUCUAAGCGCCUCUGGGAUCCACACGGUCCAAGAUGCGAUUGACAUGGGAGCUAGCAUCAGAACGAAUCUGGGAAUCACUCCUCAGAUACCUGAUAAGCAGAUCACUGAGGCGGACGAUACAUCAUGAACACAUUUCGAGUUUGGUUUCUCUUAUAGAAGACGAUCAAGUAACAGAUUCAAGACCUGAUUGUGCACGAUUUUCUCAGUUGCUGUUAGCGAUUCGUGUAUGUCUCUAUAGAUUGACGAACUGUGUUCGUCUUUGUCUGAAAUUUCAGCAAGGUUUUGUCUUUUUUUUUUUUGUGGAAGGGAAGAGAUGUCAUAAGUUAUAGCUGACGUGGUAAAGGUUGUAUGUUCUGUUUUAGUUCAGACUUCAGAGAUUUAAUAGCAACCAGAGAUAUGAUCACGAAAUUUUUAUGUCA
Molecule: messenger RNA, 711 nt
Organism: Brassica rapa (field mustard)
Lineage: Eukaryota; Viridiplantae; Streptophyta; Magnoliopsida; Brassicales; Brassicaceae
Source: RefSeq, a predicted model, not a curated record